AUGACUAAAUCUUUUAACUAUCAAUUAUCAACUGAAUUUAAGCCAAAAUCACUUGCUGAUACUUCUUUGUUCAAACCAAUCAAAGUUGGUAAUAUGAACUUGCAACACCGUGCGGUUUUGGCUCCCUUGACUAGAUUCCGUAACCAUAUUAACUCUAUUCCAAACCCAGAAGCAAUGGGUAUGUAUUAUGGUCAACGUUCGUCCAGGCCAGGAACUCUUGUUAUAACUGAAGCUACCAUUGUUUCUGCAGCUGCAGGUGGAUACGAUACUGCCCCAGGUAUCUACAACCAAGAACAAAUUGAUGCAUGGUCCAAGAUUUUUAAGAGGGUUCAUGACAAUAACUCAUAUGUGUAUCUUCAAUUGUGGUCAUUGGGUAGACAAUCUGACCCAGCUAACUUGAAAAAAAUUGGUAAGCCAUUUGUCUCCGCUUCAGAUGUCUACUCCGAUGAUAGAGGCAUCACUAGCGAAGGGGUUAUCGCUGAGGAUGGUGCAAUUGCUGUCAAUAAUGAAUUGAGACCAAUGACUAUUCCAGAAAUUAAACAGUAUGUCAAUGAUUAUGCUCAAGCUGCUAGGAAUUCUCUUGCUGCUGGUGCAGAUGGUGUUGAAGUUCACUGUGGAAACAGUUACAUGUUGAACCAAUUCCUUGAUAUUAGCUCCAACUUGAGAACUGAUGAAUAUGGUAGUCAAACUCUUGAAAACCGUGCAAGAUUUGCUCUUGAAUGUAUUGAUGCUGUUGUUGAAGCAGUCGGUGCCGAUAAGGUUGGUGUUAGAUUCGCACCGUAUGGUAGAUUUGGUGGUAUGUCAGGCUCCGAUGACUUGACUGCAAUUGCUUUGUACGCUUACAUUUUUGCCGAGCUUGAAAAGAGAGCUCAACAAGGUAAAAGAGUUUCUUACAUUCAUCUUGUUCAGGCCCGUAUGACUGACUUUAACAUAAAUGAAAACGACGAAUCAGCAAAGUUCGACACAGAAUUUGUUUACAAAAUUUGGAAAGGUGUUGUAAUGAAGGCGGGUGCAUAUGCUACUGACCCAGCAGCUGUUAGAAGAGAAGUUGAAGUUGGCCAAACUUUGAUUGCUUAUGGUAGAUACUUUAUUUCUAACCCAGAUUUACCAGAUAGACUCGCCUUGGGUAAGCCAUUAACCAAGUAUGUAAGAGAUAGUUUCUAUCUUCCAGAUCCGAUCGCCGGUUACGUGGAUUAUCCAACGUAUAAGCAGCAGGAUUUAUGA
Debaryomyces hansenii CBS767 is the source of this 1224-nucleotide messenger RNA. RefSeq names its product alkene reductase. Bases 1 to 1224 code for a protein of 407 amino acids. Lineage: Eukaryota; Fungi; Ascomycota; Pichiomycetes; Serinales; Debaryomycetaceae. The transcript has a single exon. The record is from RefSeq and is a predicted model, not a curated record. Gene Ontology annotation, molecular function: NADPH dehydrogenase activity; FMN binding.